Molecule: messenger RNA, 408 nt
Organism: Enterobius vermicularis (human pinworm)
Lineage: Eukaryota; Metazoa; Nematoda; Chromadorea; Rhabditida; Oxyuridae
Source: the annotation of a GenBank genome assembly
AUGGCCAAUUUUUACGAGCCUCGAAAUUUCACCUCACGAUGUGAUGAUCCAAUGGAUUCAACUGAUAUAGGCACUGUAUUCUGUCGAUCAAUUUGCCUAACAAUAGUACAAGAUUUUAUUUCAUUCGGCCGAAAAACAGGCAAAAAGUUGACCAUUCGAGGCUGUUCAACUUCAAUAAACCGAUAUGGAUUUUUUAACAGAACACUUGCACUGUUCGACCGAUACGAUAUUUGCAAAGACGUAGCGGUAACAGAACUGUUGCGUUAUGAUGGCUCAUCUCAAAUGGUACGUGUUUGCUCGUGUCUUGGCGAUCGCUGUAAUGCCAGUCGUAGUCACGCAGAUUCGCCACCAUUUUCAAUUACCCUGUAUUUUGCUGUUGUAUUUUUGUUGCAUAAGUUAUUAUUGUGA